This is a messenger RNA of Miscanthus lutarioriparius, 816 nucleotides long. NCBI's taxonomy places the organism in Eukaryota, Viridiplantae, Streptophyta, Magnoliopsida, Poales, Poaceae. The record is from the annotation of a GenBank genome assembly.
AUGGCAAUGGGUGCCUUGGACUGCCCCAUCUGCUAUGAGCCCCUUGUGCCUCCCAUUUACCAGGUAGGCAGGCUCAACAAAUGCCCCCUAUGCCCAAGGUCUGCCUUCGAGCGCUGCUUUGGCAUGGAGCGCGUUGUUGAAUCCAUUGAGGUUCCUUGUUGCUUCGCCGAGAACGGAUGCACCAAGAAGAUCGCCUACUUCAACAAGAAAAAGCACGAGAAGGCGUGCCGACACGGGCCAUGCUUCUGCCCGGAGCCCGGCUGUGGCUUCUCAGGGCCGGCGGCGACGCUGCCAGACCAUUUCACCGACUGCCACAAGUGGCCAAAUACGGCGUUCAAGUACUACGCGCAGUUCGACCUCCGCCUCCAGCCGGGCCCGCACAUCCUCCGUGCCCAGGAUGGCACCGUCUUCCUCAUGAACGUGGUGGCAGCGGAACCCCUCGGGCACGCCAUCUCCCUCGUCUGUGUCCGGCCGGCCACGGGCUCCUCCCCGUUCGGGUGCUCUUUGUUGUUCUCGUGCUUCACAGGCCACCACCAGAUCUCGACGCUGGACCCCGUGAGGUGCUCGACGCUGGCUGAUGGUCUGCCAAAGGACGGCUUCUGCAUCGUGCCCAAGGCAUCUGGAGGCGUCCAUGAUGUCGUGCUCAAGACCACCAUAGAUGAAGCGCGGAGGUAUGAUAUCGAGCUGGGGGACGAGGACUACGAAGACGAAGACGAGAGCUACGACGAGGAAGAUGAUGAAGAAGAUGAUGAUUCUGACGACGACGACGAAGAAGAAGAUGACUCUGAUCAAGAUUUGGUUCGAUCGAUCGAGUGA